AUGACAGUUAAAGAAACUGAAGCAGCUACUUUUGGAGCUCAUCAGCUACAGGGCAUUGCCAACACUUGGUAUGAAUCUUGGGAAUUAUCCCGAGGUGAGGAUGCACCUGACGCUACAUGGGAUGAAUUUACAAGCGCAUUCCUGGACCACUUUAUGCCAAUAGAAGUCAGAGAGGCUAAGGCUGAGCAAUUUCUAAAGCUGAAGCAGAAUGGCAGGUCAGUUCAGGACCACUAUUUAGAAUUUGUCAGUCUGGCUAAGCAUGCUCCACAUAUGGUACCGGAUAUGAGGGUGAGAGUGAGGAGGUUUGUUGGAGGACUUGAUUCCCAUUUGUAUGAUGGGGCCAACAUUCUUUACGAGAAUGGGGGAAUGACCAUCUCCAAGAUGGCUAGUGUGGGUCAGUCGACUUAUACUCAUCCGAUAUGCGGCAAGUGUAACAGGAGACACUCAGGUGAGUGUCGUGUGGGUACUGAUGCCUGCUUUAGAUGUGGUCAGAAGGGUCAUUUUCAAAAAGACUAUCCAUCAGCCAGACAGGGUACUGGAGAUAAUGUGACACAGUCCAUAAAUUCAGCAGCUCCUCGUCACAAUCAGGCCCAGCAGGGGCGUGGCACGACAAGGUCCGGCGAAUACGGCGGUGGUCGAACCGUUUGUAUGCAUUGA
Messenger RNA from Lycium ferocissimum, 657 nucleotides. RefSeq lists its product as uncharacterized. Bases 1 to 657 code for a protein of 218 amino acids. The record is from RefSeq and is a predicted model, not a curated record. The transcript is spliced from 2 exons. NCBI's taxonomy places the organism in Eukaryota, Viridiplantae, Streptophyta, Magnoliopsida, Solanales, Solanaceae. Gene Ontology annotation, molecular function: zinc ion binding; nucleic acid binding.